CAUUCUAGUUCAAAACUCUCGAACCCUGAAAUCGCUCUGCACUUGCAUUGGAAGACUCACAUGUCCCUCCUUUUCUGUGGUUUGUUGUGGUUUGGCGUCAUAUCCGCCCAGCUGAACCCGCGAUAGUUCAACUGAAAGUUAGCUCGAGUUGAGUGUUUGUUUGGGGUUGUUCUACUGGAGAAUUGAAUAUUGUUGAAUAUUGAAAAGUUUCUGGUCGAAACGGGUUCAGUUUAUUUUCAGCAAAUAUGUAAGACAACGUGUCUGUAACCAACGUGAAGUUUUUUAAAUUGUAGAUUGUUAUGUGCUGGUUGACCAAACUAGCUUGCAUAGCUAACGUUAGUGCUAGUCAGCUAAAACAAACAGGUAACGUUAACGCUACAGAACGUUGCAGAAACUAUUUGUUUACUUACUGAUUUAACUUGUAUCAAGAUUACAUUCAUUGCAAACUUUCUAUCCGUCCGUUUUUGUUGCCUUGAACCACAGUAAAGUUUGCAAACAUUAGCGUUAAUGCUUAUACUGUAUGCCAGUUGAUGGACACACCAUCGCCACGUGAUACACCUGUCAAAACGAUAGUUUUUCAACUAACUAUAGUUCCACGACUAUCUAGGAAACUUGGAGGCAUAUGGUUAUCUUGUAACUAUGUCUACGUUAACGGCUGAGCAACAGCGAAAAAUAGAAGAAAACAGACAGCGAGCACUGGCAAGGAGAGCAGAGAGACUAGCUCAGGGUACUCGUCAGCAGGAUACUGGACCAAGCAACGUGAACGCUUGCAGUAGACCACACGCCCCUCGUCCUCCCUCAGGCAACAGUGUAUCAUUAUCUACAGCAGGGCCGUCAGCCACAGUGUAUAGCAGGCCAGUAGAGAAAUGUCAACCCAGUGCGACUACUGCGAGCAAACAGACUAAAUUGAUAGACCCCCUUCCCCUUCAUAAAGGACCAGAAACUCACCACAGGACAGAGUCUCAUCCCACAAACACUGUCUUUAAAUCUCCACAGUCAAACAGUGCUUCCAUUUUUACACCCCCACAAUCAACAAACAAUUUGGGCUUUAAACCGCCUCAGUCUACAAACACUUCAAAUUUCAAACCACCACCACAGAAUACGAACACUUCAAACUUCAAACCACCAACACAGUCUACAAACUCUUCCAGCUUCAGACCUCCACAGCCUGCCAAGUUGGGUGACGGCUCCUCAGGAGUGUCUGGAGCAGGCUCGAAGGCCGCAAACUUUUACAGUUCUGGGCCUCGCCAGGUGCCGCAAGCCCCUACUGCUGCUGCUGCUGCAGCCUCUGUGUCUCAUGUAUCUGUAGAGAAACAGCCACCCAGACUCCCAGAGCCUGCUGGAGGACCAGCUGUGAAGAAGCCAGCUAUUUCAGUGAGAGGGAGAUGUGUGUCUCACGGUGCAGAGCGCUUCAGAGUGGAGGUCGGCUACCAUGCAGAGCUCAUUGCUGCAUUCAAGAACAUCCCCUCUAGAAACUACGAUCCCGCAACAAAGAUGUGGAACUUUGGUCUGGAGGACUACGGCCAACUGAUGGCGGAAGCUGCCGGCAUCCCCGCGGUGGCCCUGAAACCGCUGGAGGGGAUGGAGGGGCUGGACGUUGCCGUGGCGAGCAGCCGGGCGCGGGACGGGGCAGCGCUCUCGGCGCUGAUGAAGCUCUGUCAGGGCUGGCAGAAGCCUGGCGCUGGCGUCCGCGGGCAGUGCGUCCUCACAAGCCGCUCCCGCUUCGAGGUGGACAUGCCCUACCAUGCCGACGUCAUCGGGGCCUUCAAACAGAUGCCCUCCAGAAACUACGACAUGAAGACCAGGAAAUGGAGUUUCCUGCUGGAGGAUUAUGGGAAACUGAUGGAGGUGCUGAAUGGCAUUUCGUCAGUGGAGGUGGAGCCCUUGCCCAGGGCGGUGGUGCAGAUCCUCUCCUCCCAGUUUGAGAAGAGCGCGUCCCGGGGACCAGGGGCCAGAGAGGCCGCGGAGGCCGACCUGUCAGAGGUGGACGCCACCAUCACCAAGAGCCUCAUGCCCUUCCAGAGAGUGGGCGUCAACUAUGCGGUGUCCAGGGAGGGCCGGCUGCUGCUGGCGGAUGACAUGGGCCUGGGGAAGACGGUGCAGGCCAUCUGCAUCGCCGCCUACUACAGGAGCGAGUGGCCACUGCUGGUCGUGUCGCCGUCCUCCGUGCGCUUCACCUGGGCCGAGGCCUUCCGGCGCUGGCUGCCGUCGAUGGGGGCUGACCGUGUGAACGUGUGUGUGACGGGGAGGGACAGCCUGCGCGGGGGCCUGGUCAACAUCGUCAGCUACGACCUCCUGAGCAAAGUGGACAAGCAGAAGCCCGCAGAGCCCUUCAACGUGCUCAUCAUGGAUGAGUCCCACUUCCUGAAGAACAUGAAGACUGCUCGUUGUCGAGCAGCCCUGCCUCUAUUAAAGGCGGCCAAGCGAGUGAUUCUGCUGUCGGGGACCCCAGCCAUGUCCCGCCCCUCGGAACUCUAUACCCAGAUCCUGGCAGUGCGGCCCUCGCUUUUCCCGCGCUUUCAUGACUUCGGCGUGCGCUACUGUGGAGCCAAACAGCAUGCGUGGGGCUGGGACUACUCCGGCUCGUCCAACCUGACGGAGCUGCGUGUGCUGCUGGAGGAGAGCCUGAUGCUGCGGCGCCUCAAGAGCGACGUCCUCUCCCAGCUGCCCGCCAAGCAGCGCAAGGUGGUCGUGGUCACCACCGACGGCAUCAACACCCGCACCAAGGCCGCGCUGUCCGCCGCCGCCAAGGACCUCGCCAGAGGAGCCCAUAACAAGAUGAAAGAGAAAGAAGCUCUUCUGGUUUAUUUUAACCACACGGCGGAGGCCAAAAUCCGGGCCAUUAUGGAGUACAUCAUGGACAUGUUGGAGUGCCGGGAGAAGUUCCUGGUGUUCGCCCAUCACAAGCUGGUGCUGGACAGCAUCACCAGAGAACUGGGAGAGAAGGGUGUGAAAUACAUCCGUAUCGACGGUUCUACGCCGUCUGCAGAGCGGCAGCAGCUGUGUGAGCGGUUCCAGUUCUCAGAGAAGAGCUGCGUGGCUGUGCUGUCCAUCACCGCCGCCAACAUGGGCCUCACACUCCACGCUGCUGACCUGGUGGUGUUCGCCGAGCUCUUCUGGAACCCGGGGGUGCUGGUUCAGGCGGAGGACCGAGUGCACCGCAUCGGGCAGACCAGUAAUGUGGACAUCCAUUACCUGGUGGCCAAAGGCACCGCGGAUGACCAUCUCUGGCCGAUGAUUCAGGAGAAAAUGAACAUACUGGAGCAGGUGGGACUGUCCGAGGCCAAUAUCUCCGACAGGGCUGAGUGUGCCAGCUUCCACAGCAAGGACCCCAAGCAGAGCACCAUCACAGAGAUGUUCCAGCGCUCGUUUACAGAAGACGAGGUGGACGAGGCGGACGAGGCGGCUCUGCUGGAGGCCGCGAGCGACUGGGACGACGCAGACGCAGACAAGGGCAGCAGCGCAGCUCUGAAAGCAGACGACUUCUCCGAGAGCCCCAGCAAGAAGAGACGCUUAGAGCACUACUUCAGUCGGUGAUCCGACCGCAUUAAGACGGCAUAGCAAACUACAUCAGCCGAUGAUCCGACUGCAAUGACCUGGUUGUAGUUGGACCGUACAGAGGACUGCGUCAGCCAAUGAUUAGUCUUCAGCUUGCCAGCAAUAACACUGCUGAGAUUUCCCUUUUAAAAAGGCGGAUUUGUUUGAUUAUGCUGUUUUGAUUUUGCUUUAUUGUUGUUUGGCUAAAAAUAUGUUAUAAUAAAUAUAUUAUUUUCGUAACUGUUGAACCUUACCAUCAUGACAGAUCACUUGAGAUCUGAGACCACUCUUUGUGUGUGUUGUGAGAGAAAAGCCUGCACAGCUUGAUAAAUAUAAUAAAGAGUGAUUAUUUAAUGUUCAGUUUG
Alosa sapidissima (American shad) is the source of this 3902-nucleotide messenger RNA. It is a transcript of the gene smarcal1, whose product is annotated as SWI/SNF related, matrix associated, actin dependent regulator of chromatin, subfamily a-like 1. NCBI's taxonomy places the organism in Eukaryota, Metazoa, Chordata, Actinopteri, Clupeiformes, Clupeidae. Gene Ontology annotation, biological process: replication fork processing; DNA repair. Gene Ontology annotation, cellular component: nuclear replication fork. Gene Ontology annotation, molecular function: ATP-dependent chromatin remodeler activity; ATP binding. Bases 640 to 3537 code for a protein of 965 amino acids. The record is from RefSeq and is a predicted model, not a curated record. The transcript has 17 exons.